Molecule: messenger RNA, 489 nt
Organism: Macrosiphum euphorbiae (potato aphid)
Lineage: Eukaryota; Metazoa; Arthropoda; Insecta; Hemiptera; Aphididae
Source: the annotation of a GenBank genome assembly
AUGACGACCAAAAGUCAUACCGUCAUCGAUCCCGUUGGAAGUAGGGAACCUGGACCAAAGUCACGAAGCGAGGGAAGGCAACGCCAAAAUUCUAAAGAACAAGUAAAAGACUGUAACACGAGGCAAAGUAGUGGACGGACCCAUAAGGGGCUAAGUACGGUAACACCGGAAAAAACCCCAGGUCCAUACACCCGCAGGUGGAAUGCAACGUGGAGAUCACGAAAGGGUCCUCACAACGACCAAAAUCGGACGAGACUCCCGGAUCGAACAAAAGUGGCAGGGAAGAUCAACACAGCCACCACCCACCAAAGCGGCAGGAAAAGGUCAACAAAGUAUCAGCAGUACAAAGAGAGAGGGGAAACCAACAUCUCACAGGACAACAUGGACUUUACCAGCAAAGCGGGAAAACCAAAAAAGCCAGUCCGGGGAAUACCCGGUACCGAACAACACCGGGGUUUUCCAAAACACAACAACGGGUUUUUCCAAUAA